This is a messenger RNA of Haliotis rufescens (red abalone), 6504 nucleotides long. Its product is annotated as intraflagellar transport protein 80 homolog. Gene Ontology annotation, biological process: cilium assembly. Lineage: Eukaryota; Metazoa; Mollusca; Gastropoda; Lepetellida; Haliotidae. The coding region runs from base 106 to 2478 and encodes 790 amino acids. Gene Ontology annotation, cellular component: intraciliary transport particle B; centrosome; cilium. Gene Ontology annotation, molecular function: protein binding. The record is from RefSeq and is a predicted model, not a curated record. The transcript is spliced from 19 exons.
CAUACCUAAGUUCUCGUUGUGGUUAACUGGGAGCAGAGUUUACCGAAGGAUUCGUGUGGAAGUAAACCGGCAAGUUAUUGUAAAGGUAAAUUGAAAGAGAAGAAGAUGCGUUUGAAAACAACGUUACCGAAGGAAGCUAAACAUUCUGACCUGGUGAGCUGUGUCGGAUGGACAUCGCCUGAUGAACUGUUCUCAGGUGCAGAUGACCACCUCAUCUUGAAAUGGAACUUGCUGACUGGCCUGGAGACAAGUAAAUUGCUUACUCUCCCGAAUGAGUGCUUCCCAACUGGUAUGCACUUCUUCCCAAAGUCUGGCAGUAGUGGUGGACCAAAGAAAUCUGGGGGGGAUGUGUUUGCCCUCACAUCUACUGAUGGCAAAUUCCACUUGAUCAGUCGCACAGGGCGUGUUGAGAAGAGUGUGGAUGCCCACAAAGGUGCUGUGUUGUCGGGGAAGUGGAGUUAUGAUGGAACAGCCCUUGUCACUGCAGGAGAAGAUGGUCAAGUGAAAAUCUGGUCCCGCAGUGGAAUGCUCCGCUCAACUCUUACACAGAACAGCCUGACUGUGUAUGCAGUGUCUUGGGGACCAGAUUCAGACCAGGUUUUGUUCACCAAUGGCAAGCAGUUAGUCAUCAAAUCUCUUCAGGCCAAUGCUAAACCCAUUAUGUGGAAGGCUCAUGAGGGAGUUGUUUUGGUGGCGGACUGGAAUCCUGUCAAUAAUCUCAUCCUGUCUGGUGCUGAAGACUGCAAGUAUAAGGUGUGGGACACGUAUGGCCGACUGAUGUACAGCAGUUCACCUCACGAGUAUCCCAUUACAUCAGCUUGCUGGACACCGGAUGGGGAGAUGUUUGCUGUUGGAUCCUACAAUACUCUCAGACUCUGUGACAGGAGUGGGUGGUCCUAUGCCCUUGAGAAGCCAAAUACAGGCAGUAUUUUCAACUUGGCAUGGUCAAGUGAUGGCACUCAAGUAGCAGGAGCAUGUGGGAAUGGCCAGGUCAUCAUUGCCAAUGUUAUAGAGAGGAGACUGGAAUGGAAGAACUAUGAAGCAACACUAGUAGCAAGUAAACAGAUUCGAAUACGUAAUGUGAUGAAUGAUGCAGGAGAGAAGCUUGAUUUCCGAGACAGAGUCAUCAAACUGUCCAUGUCAUUUGCACAUCUAGUGGUUGCCACAUCGUCUCAGUGUUACAUUUACAGCACAAGGAACUGGAACACACCAAUGAUAUUUGAUCUGAAGGAAGCUGGUGUUACUCUCAUCAAACAAGCAGAGAAGCAUUUCCUCUUGGUGGAUGGAGGUGGUGUUUAUGUUUAUUCUUAUGAUGGCCGCCUUGUGUGUAGUCCACGUUACCAGGGCAUGAAGGCAGAUAUCCUCAACACACAGACCAUCUCGCUCAGCAAUGACACAGUUGCUAUUCGUGACAAAGCAGAUGAAAAAGUGGUGUAUGUGUUUGAUGCUCAGACUGGGAAGAGUAUGGGAGAUGGCAAGCCUGUUACUCACAAGAUUGAGGUGAUGGAGAUAGCCCUGGACCAGUUCGGCCCUGCUGCAGAGCGGAGACUAGCAAUAAUUGACAAGAAUAGAGACCUAUACCUAACAUCAGUCAGAGUGUUUGGCACAGAUAGAAAAUCCGUUAAACUUGGUACAAUGAUCCAGUCCCUGGCGUGGAAUGACGAUACCAACAUGCUGGCAGCAAUGACAGAUGGCUGUGUCCUGGUCUGGUACUAUCCAAAUGCAGUAUACGUUGACCGAGAUCUCCUGCCCAAAACCCUGCACAGGAAAGAUUCAAGUGAAUUUGGCAAGGCACCACAACUUAUUGAUUUUGUUGGAAAUCACUUAAUCCUGCGUCGAAGUGAGGGCUCUCUGAUCAGCACCACGGUAUCUCCGUACCCUGGAGUCCUCCACAGCUAUGCCAACUCUAGUCGCUGGGGAGACUCCCUCCGGCUGUGUCGCUUUGUUAAGGAAGAUACACUGUGGGCAUGUCUGGCAGCAAUGGCAUCCUAUGCUAAGGAACUCAACACAGCAGAGGUGGCAUAUGCUGCUAUUAAAGAGACGGACAAAGUGCAGUUCAUUAUGAAUAUCAAAGAUAUUCCGGUGAAAGAGGCCCGCAAUGCUGAGAUGGCCUUGUUGUGUGGCAGUCCUCAAGAUGCUGAAGCCAUCCUACUACAGGCCGGACUCACGUUCAGGGCCAUCAUGCUCAACAUUCAGUUGUAUAACUGGGACAGGUCACUAGAGCUUGCUGUGAAGCACAAGACUCAUGUUGAUACUGUGCUAGGUCAUCGUCUCAAGUACCUGGACAGAUUUGACAAGAAAGAGACCAACAAGAGAUUCUUGCAGUACAAGGAAGGCAUUGAAGUUGAUUGGGAGAAGAUUGAGGCCAAGAUAGAAAUGGAAUAUCAGAAGGAGCGCGAGCGUCCAUCAGGAGGAAGUACAUCGGCGUCCAGUACAUCUCACCGAUCCCGCCCAGGGCCAACGCCCUCCACAACGUGAUCUACUGGCCUCACCUCCACAAACAGUAGCCUAUUAGCAGUCAGGAACUACUUAUACAAAUAGCAGAUUUCAUGAGAACGUCAAUGUCAGUAUCAAUGUUUGUUCAUCGAUCAUUAUAAUGGAUCGAUGACACAAGUUUGAGAUGCAUACUCUACAUCGCUUGUCUGAAUGUCAUUUUCAACUUCAAUCUGUAGUUUAGAUUAUGAUUAUGACACAGUGUAUACCCUGCUAUAGUCUGGGUAUCAAGUCAGGCCUACUGAGAUGAAUGAAAGUAACCUUAUUAAAUCACAGUCUCGUUAAUUGACAAAUGACAACAUCAAGAGUACUAUGAUAUCGUAUGGAAUAUGAUAAGAUAUAGAGGUGGUGGUCAAGGACAGAGACGCCUUGCUUGCUUGCCCUAUUAAAGGCUUAAAAAAUAAAAGAAUUCGUUCUCAGGCAAUGGCUUUUGAAAAUAUAUUGCGGGUGGGCGACCACUUUUAUUUUGUGUCCUAACAAGUAUGUAACUAAAUAAACAGUCGGAAAUGACCUCCCUACAUAAAUGUAUUCCUUGAGUAAAAUACUGGAAUACAGUAUUGGACUACCGUUUGACCACCAGUGUGUGCAUAAUACACUCACACAAUGAGCUUCAAUUAUAUUUCUCAACGCAAAGACGUUAUUGUCAGCACAAAGUCUUAAAGUCUUCGGUCUUCCUAUCACUGUAUUGAAAUUUCUUUUCAGUUAUGAUAUUUACCAUGAUAUUAAGUAUAUAUUAAACUAAAUCACCCGUAGAUCUAGGAGAACGUGUCCAGCUGAUUGCUAUUUCAGGCUUAUUUUACAAGACAAAUAUACACAUAAUCUUAAUCUCUGCAUAUGAAACAUUUACCCCAUACAGUAAACAAAUACCAUAUAAUUUGUAAAUCAUCAAGUCUAGUGAUGUUUUUUUGUAAAUUUCAUGUUUUCAUUGACCAAAUUUGCAAACGGCAAAACUAGCACACAAACUCUUAUUUUGCUACCAUGACCAUAACACAAGGUGAGCAGUGAACCAAUGUGCAUGUAAAGGCAAGAAACGGCACGCUACAUUGCAACAUUUCACUGCCGGGGGGCGUGUUUUCGAGACGCAUAUUAUUUAAGGAUUUUUUAGUGUUUUAGAAAAUGGAACCAAAACAUGCGGCAGACUUUGUGAGGAUGCAGCUGUGCCUGCGAAACAAGACUUCUUCUUUUUUUUAGCCUAAACAUACUGUAAACCAGAAUGGACAUGGUAACCAAUAAGAAAGUCUGUGUCUAGCACUAAACAACCUUGUUUAUUGUGAUGUGAUAUGUACCUGACACAAGCAUCAACUCCAGUGCUGGCAUAAGUCCUUAAGCGAAUUUACAUGUGUGCAUGUCUAGAUCCAACAUGGCAGCCAUUGUACCAUUAAAUCAAAUUGUACUACAGGCAUGUCCUGUCAUUAUGUAUGACCUAUACCUAACUGACCUGUAUGGUCUCCGAUCUGUUAGGGUGAAUCAUGUACUAUUCAAAUCCAUCAGUGAAAAGAAACUUACUGUGCAUGUGACCUCAGACUGAGACAACAUUUACAGGUUGUUCUGUACACAUAAACAUUACCGGUAGUCACACUGCCCUGCUUGCAAGUCCGGGUAUCAGCCUUCACCCUGCUACAGGUAAUCACAACUAGGUUAUUGUUAAGUUUAAGUCGUAUGAGCGAUGACAUGUUGUCAUUUAUUGAAAAUUCUUCAUGGGAAAGUCUAGAUGUGACACCUUACAUCUAGGGUAUGUCUAGCUCCUGGACAGGAGUGCUAUAGAUGGUUCAUGACUUGCAAAUCAAUCUCACUCAGCUGAAUGCUAUCAGUGUGCGAGCUUAGCCUCAAUUUUGAAAUUGAUAUCUUUUCCCGUAAAAACCAAGCCUCGUUCUCAAAUGCGACCUACAAACAGUAAAUACAAUUUGCUAGCAGAUGACAUAUUCACUCUCUAGUUUCUGUCAGCUGGAUAAGGGGGGCACGGGUGGCCCAGUCGUCUAAGGCGCUACGAUUCGUUGUGCAGAGUUGCGUCCCUUGGGCAUGCCAGAAACCUAUGAUUGUGGGUUCGAAUCCCGGUUCGCCCCGAUUAUGUUUCUAGGUUUGUCAGCACCAUACCCGUGCUCGUGGGUUUCACCGAAGUGGUAACCGUCUGAGACCUGCAUCACUUCGGGCUUUCCUCCCACAUUAAGCUGACACGCCGCGAUAUAACUGGAAUACUGUUAAAAGCGGCGUUAAACCCAACUCACUCACACACUUUGUCAGCUGGAUAAACAGGUUGCUACUAAAACAACUGUGUUUUUGUACUUUUAUUAGUUUUCCAUGUUACGAAAUAUAUUCACUGAAUAUUCAUGCUUUUCACCUGGGUGAUAAGGUUUAUUCAUUUCAUGAUGGGGACCAUCUUUGAUAAAAUGUUCCCAACUGUAUGCAUACCUGACGGGCUGCAUGGGCUACCAUAAUGAUACGAUGUCUUACAUUUUUUCUCAGGAGGAAUGCCAUCAUUCCAGCUUUUGUUUCUAUUUCCUUUCUGACUUUUUGGAUGGCAUAAAUGCACACACAUUCACAAGAUGCAAAAUUCUGCUGGCGUUUACAAGUUCUACAUAAUAUUAAUGCAUACACAAGCCUUAUUUGUAAAAAUGUACUCUUGAUAUUUUCCACUUGAAAAUUCAUUAGUUUUAGAGGCGUCAGAAUUCCAAUAUGUUCAUACCUUUCUUGACAAAUAUUCAGUGGUGUCAGUUGGAAGUCGCAUCAUGAUAAAUAGUUAGUAAGAAACUGGUAUUCCAAGUGAGUGCCAAGAAAAUAACAGUUGAAACACACAAUUUGGCCAUGAUUGGAUAAAAAUGCAAUAGCCAAGGUAUAAUCCAAAAGCAAUCGUCAAACACAACAGAAACAGUAGAAUACUGCUACAGCAGAUGAUGGGUUUGAGCCAAUCAUUUUACUGGUCACGUGACUAAAAUCUUGACUACUUCCGGUGCUGUGAAGGGUUACUUUUCCUAAUUAAAACUAACAAACCAAUACAUAUUUGAGAUUUAAGUUCUGAUUUAUUUAAGCGCAAAUGUCUGUUCAGUGUGAUAACACUCACAAACUAUGUCCAGACAGCUUAAGACAGAAAGAACCAAAUGUCAAACACCACAACCUGUAAACCAUCAGUUUAGACCCCUGACACACAAAUUAGACCCUCAAUGACAUAUCAGUCAACACAAAUUUAAACAAACGGUGUAAAACUGCCCUAAAGUAACAUAUCUGUCAUUAGGAUGUGAUGCUAUCAGUAAGGUGCCAGAUUUAUUUAUGUAUCUGGCUGCUCUGUGUGGGACUUUUUGGUCACUUCGAGGGGGAAACUGGGGACUGUCUUUUAUCCAAUUAAAAACAUGUUUACAGUUGUAGCUCCUCCUAUUUUAAGUUGGAUAUAUGAAGCUUAGUGAUCAGUGAUUGCAGGAAACAUAGGAAUUGGCCCCUCCUCCCCUUAAGAUAGAUGGAACCCAUAUUUUUGUGAAUGACUUCUACCCUGUGAGAGAAUAUUUUGAGGUCACGUGACUUCAAUAAACAUGUUCUCACAACUUCUACAGUGCAUGGAUGGGUUAUAUUUUGGUAGUAUUUUGAUAAAUUGACAUAUGUGGAAAUGGGAAAUAUAUGAAAACACUACAUGUUCAUAUAGGAUUUGUAAUAAAAGUUUUAUAUGAGGUAGGCCCAGGAUUUUUCACUUCCUGUGACAGGGGUUGUGACGUCACUAUGGGGAUUUUAGCAUUGAAUCUAUUUAUAACCUGUGUGAAAGCGAGGCUUGGUUUUCAUCUACCGGUAUAAGCGGUAACAUAGGCUGAACUCUCACACUGUAUGGUGUUUCUGUGACUGUUUUAUCUUUGUUUGUAUUUAGCAUCUUGACAUGUUCCUUCUUGUACAUAUUGAUUUACCUGUGAUACCAUUUGUGGUACAUUCCAUGUUUCAUGAACAAAGUGUACAAACAACAAUCCGUCCAUGUUGCCUAUUCUAUCAUUUCCUCGACAAGAUUUUUUAAUAAACCAAUUUGAGAACAAAAGC